GCACAAGAGAGAUACUGCCAAAGCAAGGGGCAUUGUGUUAGUUGUGUAUAACAGAUUGGUAAUAUAUAUAGUAACGUUAAUGAUACAAAAUAGGAGUCUGACAUUAAUGCUAAAAGCCAAGUUAAUUCACGUGUAAUUGUGGUUAUAGCACAUAGACAUUUGAUCAGGCGCUUUAGCUAGCUGUUAGCUAGCUAGGCUAGUAUUAGGACCUACGCUGUUACAGCGGUCUACUCACACGACCGCGUUAGCAACAGCAGCAAGAGGAGCUACACCACGGAGUGCUAAACGUUUGCUGCAGAAAAACUAGCAACAAAUAUCAACAUAAGUGUCUAAGUGCCCUGGAGUGGAGAGGGACCUGCAAUGUUGAACCCGACCAAUGGCGACCCCAGCCACGUUGUUGUGAAUUAUGUCGAGGAGUAUUUGGAUUUGGUGGAGUCACUACCUUUUGACUUGCAGAGAAGUGUGUCCAUUAUGAAGGAAAUUGAUGCCAAGUAUCAAGAUGUUCUGAAGGAGCUUGAUGAUGCUUAUGAACGGUAUCGCCGGGAAUCUGACUCGCUUCAGAGGCGAAAGCUUCAGUUAACCAUUCAGAGAGCGCUGAUUCGCAGUCAAGAGCUCGGAGAUGAGAAGAUACAGAUUGCUGGUCAAAUGGUGGAGUUGGUUGAGAAUCGAACACGACAAAUAGACUGGCAUUCUGAACUUCUCCUUUCCUCUCAAGAAGUCCCCGAGAGUCACGUUCCCACAGCAACAUCCAUCACAACCACUGCAUCAUCCACGAUGUCAUCCUCAUCAUCAUCAGCCACCGUUACUCCAGGCAAAACUGGCCACCACGACAAGAAGCGUGAUGAGGUUACCCCAGGCUCAGGCUGUGGAGACAAGGCUGGAGGGAAACGCUCCCGGCGACAGAAAAAUGGAGAAAGUCGGGAAAGUUACGGGGGUCUGGAUCACACCGAGGAAGCAGGAGUGGGGGCAUCCCGGGAAAAGAGAGCCAAAACAUCUUCGAAGAAGAAGAAAAGGUCAAAAGGAAAGUCUGAGAGAGAAGUGUCGCCCCCAGAUCUGCCCAUCGAUCCAGAUGAGCCAACGUACUGCCUGUGUGAGCAGGUAUCAUAUGGCGAGAUGAUUGGCUGUGAUAACGAUGAAUGUCCUAUUGAGUGGUUUCAUUUCUCCUGUGUUGGGCUUCACCAUAAGCCCAAGGGAAAGUGGUACUGUCCCAAGUGUAGGGGUGAGAAUGAGAAGACCAUGGACAAGACUUUAGAGAGGGCCAAGAAGGAGAGGGCAUACAACAGGUAGCUUGCUCUGUCUGGCCCAAUGAACACUAUUGUGUAAAAAAUAAUUUUAUUUCUUUGUUUCCAUUUACUGUCUACACUGUUUAAAAAAGUAAUGAAUUGCUAGGGAAAUAGUUAUUUUUGUAACCGCUGCAUGGCUGAUAAACAAGAUUGCGGUCUUCUGGUUGAGAUUAUUUGUAAAGAAUGAACACAGUACAGUACAACCUGCAUGUAACUUACAUCCCUUCUGUUUUCAUCAUGCAUGCAACAUCACCCAAUGCUUUAUAUGUGCUCAAUUAACAAAUAAAACUUUUCUAA
This is a messenger RNA of Etheostoma spectabile (orangethroat darter), 1580 nucleotides long. It is a transcript of the gene ing1, whose product is annotated as inhibitor of growth family, member 1. Gene Ontology annotation, cellular component: nucleus. Bases 361 to 1287 code for a protein of 308 amino acids. Lineage: Eukaryota; Metazoa; Chordata; Actinopteri; Perciformes; Percidae. The transcript has 4 exons. The record is from RefSeq and is a predicted model, not a curated record. Gene Ontology annotation, biological process: positive regulation of DNA-templated transcription.